UUGAGAGAACUGGGAGGAGGGGAAGGCUCGGAAGUGCCAAGCGAGGAGGUCACGUGACUUCCUGGAAGUUGCCUUGGAAAUGCGGGCAAAGAGAAGAGAAUGACCUAACCUACCUUUCUGCCUUAAAGGGCAAAGGGGUUGGGGGUGGGACAGAAGGGGGGAACAGAAGGUACAAUGCCUGGAGCUUUGAGGCGGCAGCCGACAAAUAAGAACUGUAUGUCACAGUUCACACAUCAUCAUAUUGCUGUGUUCCUGCUCACCUUCUUCAGCUACUCUCUGCUCCAUGCCUCUCGGAAGACCUUCAGCAAUGUCAAAGUCAGCAUCUCCAGCCAGUGGACCCCUUCCUGCCUUAAUGAUUCUGCCCUCAAUCUUGAACCCUAUGAGCUUUGGAACAGCAGUCACUUAUUUCCAGAUGAAAAAGAAGCCACUCUUUUUCUUGGGACGCUGGACACCAUCUUCCUCUUCUCUUAUGCUGUGGGUCUUUUUGUCAGUGGUAUUGUUGGGGAUCGUCUGAAUAUGCGCUGGGUCCUGUCAUUUGGCAUGUGCUCCUCUGCAUUAGUGGUGUUUGUGUUUGGCACGGUCACGGAAUGGCUGCACUUUUACAACAAGUGGUUCUAUUGCAGCCUGUGGAUUGUGAAUGGCUUGCUACAGUCCACUGGUUGGCCUUGUGUCGUAGCUGUCAUGGGAAACUGGUUUGGAAAAGCUGGGAGAGGGUUUGUGUUUGGCCUCUGGAGUGCUUGUGCCUCGGUGGGCAAUAUCAUCGGAGCAUUCCUUGCCUCCUCAGUUUUACAAUAUGGCUACGAGUAUGCUUUUUUGGUGACAGCAUCCGUACAGUUUGCUGGAGGAAUUAUUGUUUUCUUUGGUCUUGUGAUUUCUCCCAAAGAAGUAGGCCUCCCUGAUGUCGAUAAAGAGGUUGAUGGCAAAGGUGAAGAAGGUGCCAGGGAGCCAUUGAUCGGUGGCAACGAUAACGAAAAUGAGGAUGACGAUGAUGAUCCCAAUUAUUCCAUUCAGGCCGCUGAUUUGAGUAGCAGCAGUCGCAACGUCAACAACGAACUCCAGCCUCAGGCCAUUGGAUUUUUUCAGGCAUGUUGCCUACCUGGCGUUAUGUUGUAUUCCCUAGCGUAUGCUUGCUUGAAGCUCGUGAACUACUCUUUCUUCUUCUGGCUGCCUUUCUACCUCAGCAGCAAAUUUAAGUGGAAGGAGGCAGAAGCUGAUCAGCUCUCCAUUUGGUAUGACGUCGGCGGGAUAAUAGGCGGCACCAUCCAAGGCUUAAUUUCUGACAUGCUGCAGAAGAGAGCACCAGUAUUAGCCUGCAGCCUGAUCUUGGCUGUUGCUUGUCUAUUUGGAUACAGCCGUUCGCCAGACAGCAAGCCUAUCAAUGCAUUUCUUAUGGCACUUACAGGGUGUUUCAUUGGUGGCCCUUCCAACAUGAUCAGCUCUGCCAUUUCUGCUGACUUGGGGCGCCAGGAAAUGGUGAAGGGAAGCAGCGAAGCUCUGGCCACCGUGACGGGGAUUGUGGAUGGCACUGGAAGUAUCGGAGCCGCUCUGGGCCAGUACCUGGUUUCUUUAAUCCAAGAGAAUUUGGGAUGGAUGUGGGAUUUCUAUUUCUUCAUCCUCAUGAUCAGUCUGACCGUGGUGUUCAUCACUCCUUUGCUUGUGAAGGAAGUCAGUAUGCUCUUGGAGGCGAGGCGCUUGCGUAGGCUGACCGGCUGACCAACCAACCAACCAACCUCUUCCUCCCCAUCCUCUCUGGACCAUUAGAAGGGACAUCUCAAGUAAGAUCAUUGAGAGGAGACGGAUUUUGGUGCUUCACCUUUACGUCCUUAUUUAUAUCCACUAAAGUUGGAGGCAGGGUUAAAGAAGGCCAAAAAAGGAUCUCUUGUCAAGAUCUCUUGUGUCUGAAUUCCAUCUGAAGAGAUGCUUCAUCCUUCUGCAACAUAAGACUUUCUGAAUGCGGAAGGAAGAGGGCCUUCCUUCCUUCCUUC
Molecule: messenger RNA, 1985 nt
Organism: Anolis sagrei ordinatus
Lineage: Eukaryota; Metazoa; Chordata; Lepidosauria; Squamata; Anolidae
Gene: SLC37A3
Product: solute carrier family 37 member 3
Biological process (GO): transmembrane transport
Cellular component (GO): endoplasmic reticulum membrane
Molecular function (GO): transmembrane transporter activity
Source: RefSeq, a predicted model, not a curated record